AUGGCUAACUGGACAAAAAGGUGAAAUAACAGACACUAUUUUUUAGUACUGUCAUGUUGCUUUGUUGGAAAGCAUAGCUAAAUAUAAUAUACCAAAAUUAGUUUACCUUUUUCGUUUUUGCAGAUUAAUAUACUGGACUAUGACUUACUUUUGAUACCAGUGCAUCUCCCUCAUCAUUGGGCUCUUGGGGGAUGCUGUUCUUUAUUAAAUAUAUAUUAUUAUUAUGGUUAAAGAAAAGAUAGUUCUAUUUAGUAAUGAUGAUCAUAUUUCUUUAUUCUGUAGUGUUCACACUACACUUUCUAUUUUGAUUCAUAGGUUGUGGAUGUCACACAAAAAACAAUCUCAUCUCAUACUGGGAUGGGAAGCAAAUUAUUUCUCCUGCCUUCUUCAAGAAUAUCAGGUGA
Porites lobata is the source of this 404-nucleotide messenger RNA. NCBI's taxonomy places the organism in Eukaryota, Metazoa, Cnidaria, Anthozoa, Scleractinia, Poritidae. The record is from the annotation of a GenBank genome assembly.